Molecule: messenger RNA, 396 nt
Organism: Nematocida minor
Lineage: Eukaryota; Fungi; Microsporidia
Product: trafficking protein particle complex subunit 4
Exons: 1
Coding region: 1-396 (131 amino acids)
Biological process (GO): vesicle-mediated transport
Cellular component (GO): TRAPP complex
Source: RefSeq, a predicted model, not a curated record
AUGAUUAAAGGAGUGCUCAUUGUAAAUGCCUGCGGAGGGCUUAUCUACCAAAACAUCAAAGAAAGCGCGUUUGCAGGGAAGGUUGAAAUAGACAAGCUCAUAGCACUCGCAAGCACAAUAUACACAGCCAUCGAAAUACUCUCCGACCUCGAAGUGUGCACGCGCCAAGGGAAGUACAAGAGACUUUCCAUCAGAUACGAGCUGGCGUCAAUAACAGCGCUGAAGACCCAAACUGGCCUGAUUUUUGUCAUAAUACACGACCACACAGACAGCGCUGCAAGGAUCAGCGCGCUAUCUGAUAGGAUGCACAGAACGUACAUUGAUGAUAUUCUGUACAGCCCAGAGUACUAUGUGGACGAUAGAAUACCAAAAAAAAUUUUUAACGAUAUUCUUUAG